This is a messenger RNA of Brassica oleracea var. oleracea, 1422 nucleotides long. RefSeq lists its product as uncharacterized. The transcript has 4 exons. Lineage: Eukaryota; Viridiplantae; Streptophyta; Magnoliopsida; Brassicales; Brassicaceae. The coding region runs from base 138 to 1268 and encodes 376 amino acids. The record is from RefSeq and is a predicted model, not a curated record. Gene Ontology annotation, molecular function: nucleic acid binding; zinc ion binding.
CCAUAUUUUCCACAUUAGUUUAGUUGAGAGAGAGACAGUAAAAUCAUUGACUCCCAGACCAGAUAGAGAGAGACACUAUUAGCUUGUCUGGAACGACAAGGGCGAUUUGCAUCCUCCGAUCACUUCCUUGGUUAGCCAUGCCAACUGGCGAUUGCUUCCUUUGCCACAAGGCAGGCCACUGGGCGAAUCGUUGCCCUCUCAAAUCCACAACGACGAUCACUACCGUCGCCGCAGAUUCUCCUCCGGUCAUUCACUGCCCCUGCGACCGCGCUUGCGUCGUUUUGACUUCUAGAACUGUGAAAAACCCUAACCGGAGAUUCUACAAGUGCUCAGCAGUCCCAAGCUGCGGAUUUUUCAAAUGGUGCGACAAAGUGAGUAUCGAAUCGCAGCCGGUAGUCUCCAUCAGUCCUACUUGCCCUUGUGGCUCUGGUCCCUGUAGAAGAGUAACCGUCACCGAAGGACCUAACGCUCACCGUUCAUACUUUGUUUGUUGCAUUAAGAAGGGUUUCGGAGCAUGUGGAUUCUUUCAAUGGGAGAAUGAUGCUCAAAUUCCAUCUGAACAAGUAGGACUUGGUGGUUCUCCUUGUUCUACAUUGUCUGAAUUUUCGGAUGAUGUUAAUUCACUACCUAUUAUUGAUUUGAGUUCGGAUGCUAGUGUAAACCAAGAAUCUAAAGAUGUGGUUAGUCUUGAGACAGGAGAGAAAGUACUCCCUUCACUUGCACCGGAACAUAAUGAAACUCAUCUAAAGGAUUUGGGUAAUUAUUACACAACAAAUAGUAACGAGGGUUAUGCACUGGAGGUAGAGGUAGCUGAAGCAACGAGUCUUUCUAAGAACAUCAUCAAUCCAGUUUCCAAUAAACCAACCAGUCAAUCUACUACGUCUAUUGAAACCGAAGCCUCAUUUUCGGGCUGCUCCUCGUUGAUGGACCUCAUUGAGCAGUAUAACUCGGAGAGGCUCCAUUUCGAGAGUGUUUCUAUGCAACAUGUUGAUGCGUUGACCGCUUUUACGGGUUCGUACAAGAUAUUAGAGUCUCUUCGUGAUACAGCACGUAAUCAGAGCAAACAGCUGAUUGAAGUAGAGAAACAGGUGAAGUUUUACGAAGCCAAGACCUCAGAAUUUGCAGCAAGUCUUGAAGAAGUCUGCGGUGGAAUGACGAUAUCGCAGAAUAAAAUGGUGGAGACGGCAAGGAGAGUAGUGAAGGAAAUGAGUGGAAAGGAAAUUUGCAGCUCCGAAGACGACAAGAAGCUGAAAGGUACAAGGAAGUGAGGAUGGACUAUAUAUAUAUAGUCCACUAAUUAAUAUAUUUUCCCCUUGAAUGUUUAUAUAAUAUUUACAACUAAAUUAAAAAAUAAAAGACUGAAGAUGAGAUGUAUAAUCCACUAAUUAAUGUUCUAUAAACUAAGCAUUAGAACUUGUAAAA